AUGUCCGACGUGGAUCAGCUGAUAGAAGAAUUGUUUCCGAAGGUUUGCACCGAGCUAACAUCUGGGGCGAGCAAACCUUCCGUCACGCAUGAGCUGCCUGCCUCCAAGGGAGACUGGGACGCGAGCGACGAGGAAGACAAGAAUGCCAUCAGUGCAAUAGUGCGGCCUGCGAGACCGCCAGCUUCAGUAAAUCCCAGGAGGGAAUCCAAUUCCGGUCCCUCCAAAAGCUACUUUGAUGAGAGUGACGAGGAUGACGCUGAAGCCGAAGUGGCGGCGAGUUCCUCCUCCUUUGCCGUUCCAUUUCCGUUUUUGCCUGCUAAUGUUGGAAGCGCUUGCGUGGGAAAGUGUUUUGUUACAAACAUGGGGGCAAAGCUUCUUCAGCACCCCACAAUUGCGCAGCUGCUCUUUCUCGCACAAGGGGAGCACAGGAGCAGGUUGUCCCAGAAGCAGUUACUGGAAGGUAAAGGGGCUUUUUAUGCAAUUAAUGCCAAAUUUGGCAACGGCGCUUCUGACAAAUAUGCGGAGGAUAUGGCUUGUCAUGGUGGCUGCCCGAUAAUGAUCUGUCGACGGUGUAACUAUGGCGUGGUGCGCCUUCAAGGAGCUGCUUGGCAGGAUGGGGGAGGUACGAUGGACUUAUAUCUGACCGUGCGUAAUUAUUACCCCGACUGGAGUAGACUGGUCAGCUCGUAUCCAGUAGGACAGACGAAAAAUGGGGAGCAAAACAGGGUCCUACGAUCGAGUGUCGGAUGUGCUGCGUACUGUUGCCAGUGCUCUUGGCUUACUGUGAGCUCUGAACAGGAGACAAUUGAAACUCGCCCAUCAGAUUCCGCAGGAUAUGUAGGAAGAGAAGAUUCUCGUUGCUUUGCCACUCAGUUGCCGCUGCCGCAAGAAGAACGGCGAAGGCCUCCACUGUGGGUAUGUCGAGGGCAUGUGCCACAUUUCUGA
Molecule: messenger RNA, 945 nt
Organism: Trypanosoma conorhini
Lineage: Eukaryota; Euglenozoa; Kinetoplastea; Trypanosomatida; Trypanosomatidae
Exons: 1
Coding region: 1-945 (314 amino acids)
Cellular component (GO): cytosol
Source: RefSeq, a predicted model, not a curated record